AUGGCUCCUUUCUUUCUACUUCGACUACCUCAUCUUCCAAUUCUUGAAGUCGUGAAACACAUGAAAACUAAAGAAAUAUACAAUUUCUCUCGUUGCUCCAAGAAAUGUCAACAAACUGUGAGAAAUGCAGCUGGGAACCACUUCGAACUGCGGUUAUAUUUCUGGACUGAAAAUGAGAUGAUCCUGAAAUCAAAGAAAGGAAAAGAAAAUAAGAUACACUUCUCUUUUGAGAACUUCCCAGUGAUUCCUUGGAGUUGGACAAGAUCGGACAAUAGUGUACGACGGUUUCCGUACAAAAAGUAUUCCGGAUUGUAUAUUAAAGAGAAAGAAUUGAUAAAAUAUUUGGUUGAAACAUUUAAUUGUAUUAUUGGAGAGCUCCGCUUCCAUUGUGAUGCAACUCGAAAUGUCUUUCAACCAUUACUCAAUUUCUUUCUUCAAAGUCAACUCGAAUUUCACUUGGUUGCAUUUGACGAGGGAAUAGUCAACGACGAGGAUUUCAAGUAUUUGAUGGACAAUUGCAAAAUGAAAGAGCUGGAUUUAUUGUGCUCCGUCGCGGUUCUAUCGAUAGAAGACUUCAAAAUAGAUGUAUUCUGUUUACGAACACUUUACAGCGACUGGGUUACUCAAAAUCAUUUAUUGAAAAUGUCUUUUGAGCUCGGUUACAUACAGAUUAAUUGUAACAUGAAAAAGUGGAUGGAAAUCGUAAAGGCAUGGAUGAAUGGAUGGAAUAAACGAAUGAAAUUUGCUUUAUUCGAACCUACGAGAUUCGACCUUGACUUGGCGGAUCAGAUAAUUGAAAAUGUUAUCCCUGGAAAGCGUAUCGAUAAAGAAGUGAUGCGACAAUAUCCGAUGAUCUCAUCAGAUCUGAAUUUCACUCGACACAGUUCAGUACUUCGAGGAGGAUACGAUUUUCAGAGAGUGGAAGACGGAGUACUGGCAACUAUAACUCAAGAUUCGGGACCUCAGAAACGAUAUGUGUUUGCAGUUUGGCAAUAUAAUAAUGAUUUCGUUCGGCAAUGA
This is a messenger RNA of Caenorhabditis remanei, 1020 nucleotides long. RefSeq lists its product as uncharacterized. NCBI's taxonomy places the organism in Eukaryota, Metazoa, Nematoda, Chromadorea, Rhabditida, Rhabditidae. The coding region runs from base 1 to 1020 and encodes 339 amino acids. Gene Ontology annotation, molecular function: protein binding. The transcript has 2 exons. The record is from RefSeq and is a predicted model, not a curated record.